AUGUCGGCUGUUAUGCUGAGGAGUACGCGUCUUGUCGUACAGACAGGCAAUGUCAAGAGUUUUCCUGCGCGAGGUGACAAGGAUGAAGAGCAUUAUACGAGGCUGUGCCUAGUUAUCACAAGUAACAUGACUAGCGCUCCGCACCAUGACUCGAGCCUACUUCUCAGCCUCCCACGCGAACUCAGGGACACAAUCUACGAGUACGCCCUCACCGAAGACCAAGAACUAUUCAAAGACGCCUUCUUCUCCCCGCAAGAAGGAAGCGCAACAGGACGAUUCUCCACCAUCAACAACACCACGCAAAACCGCGACCACAACCAACUGAAAUACGUCUGCAGACAAUUAUAUACGGAGACCCGCGGCCUCAGUCUCCGCUUCAACGACCUUACCUUCCGCGGCCCCAACGGCCCCGACCUGUUCCACGCCUUCCUCACCCACGAAUGCUCACCCGCACACCUCCCACGGCUCAAGCACGUGCUGAUAACAAACCACAGCACACUAAAGCGCGACACAAACCUCCUCCCACUAUGCUCCUCAGCCGUGAAAUCCUUCUGCGCCGCUCACCCCACUGUCCGCGUCUCCGUGCAGAUGCAAAAUCUACACACGGAUUCGUCGUGGAGUGAUUGGUAUCUAGGGGGUAGUGCGAUACAGUAUACAGUUCGGGGCACGUUGCCGGAUGUUCUACCUGAGGCGUUGCAUGCUCAUUGUGUUGGGACUCGGUCUGUUGUGAUGGGGAAGCCGUUUCCGCAGAAUCUCAGGGUUCUUCCCAAGGGGUUUGAUGAGGAGGGGUUUCGACGCGCGCAUGUGAGGGAGAUUGGGAGGUUGGAGAAGGAGUAUAUGGAGGGGUGGAUUGGGCAGUUUAGAGAGUGGGCUGGGGAGGGGUUUUAG
This is a messenger RNA of Dothidotthia symphoricarpi CBS 119687, 888 nucleotides long. RefSeq lists its product as uncharacterized. Lineage: Eukaryota; Fungi; Ascomycota; Dothideomycetes; Pleosporales; Dothidotthiaceae. The transcript is spliced from 2 exons. The coding region runs from base 1 to 888 and encodes 295 amino acids. The record is from RefSeq and is a predicted model, not a curated record.